AUGUCGAGAUCCGCUCUUGCGCUUCUAUCGUUGCUGGCAGCGGCUAAAGCCCAGCAGGUGGGGACUCAGCAGACCGAGACUCACCCAAAGAUCACUUGGUCCAAGUGCACAGGGUCGGGUGGAAGCUGCACUUCGACCAAUGCUGAAGUUGUCAUUGACUCCAACUGGCGCUGGCUCCACUCCACGAGCGGAACCGACAACUGCUACGAUGGUAACAAAUGGACGUCUGUCUGCAGCACAGGCGACGCUUGUGCCCAGAAGUGCGCGCUCGAGGGCGCGGACUACAGUGGUACCUACGGCGCGUCGACGAGCGGAAACGCGCUGACCCUCAAGUUCUUGACCAAGCACCAGUACGGAACCAACAUCGGGUCCCGAUUCUACCUCAUGGCUGGAACAAGCUCGUCCAAGUAUCAGAUGUUCACAUUGAUGGGCAACGAAUUCGCCUUCGAUGUCGACCUGUCUACUGUUGAGUGCGGUCUCAAUGCCGCGCUUUACUUCGUGGCUAUGGACGAGGAUGGCGGUAUGUCCAAGUUCUCCAACAACAAGGCUGGCGCGAAGUACGGUGUCGGCUAUUGUGAUGCCCAAUGCGCUCGCGACCUGAAGUUUGUUGGUGGCAAGGCCAACGUGGAGGGCUGGGCUCCCUCGACAAACGAUGCCAACGCAGGUGUCGGACCUUACGGCGGUUGCUGUGCCGAGAUUGAUGUCUGGGAGAGCAACUCUCACUCAUACGCACUGACGCCUCACCCGUGCACUGACAACUCAUAUCACGUCUGCGAGAAAGAUACCUGCGGCGGCACAUACUCUGAGGAUCGCUUUGCUGGAAACUGCGAUGCCAACGGCUGCGAUUACAACCCCUACAGAAUGGGAAACAAGGACUUCUACGGAAAGGGAAAGACAGUUGACACCAGCAAGAAAUUCACCGUUGUGACCCGCUUCGAGCAGAACAAGGUUUCCCAGUUUUUCGUUCAAGACGGCAAGACUAUCCAGAUCCCAGCUCCAACGGAUACUAGCAUCUCAUCCAGCAGCAACAUCACCCCCGAGUUCUGCACAAACCAGUUCAAGGCUUUCGGCGACCGCGACCGCUUUUCAGAGGUCGGCGGGUUCCCCCAGCUCAACCAGGCUCUGCAGAAGCCCAUGGUCCUGGUAAUGUCUAUCUGGGACGAUCACUACGCCAACAUGCUCUGGCUGGACUCCAGCUACCCACCCGAGAAGGCUGGAACCCCCGGCGGCGACCGUGGCGACUGCCCUCAGUCGUCCGGUGUACCAUCUGAUGUCGAAUCCCAAUACGCCAGCGCUCAGGUGGUCUGGUCGAACAUUCGGUUCGGCCCUGUGGGAUCGACUGUCAAGGUUUAA
Molecule: messenger RNA, 1353 nt
Organism: Diaporthe amygdali
Lineage: Eukaryota; Fungi; Ascomycota; Sordariomycetes; Diaporthales; Diaporthaceae
Product: glycosylhydrolase family 7-4
Exons: 9
Coding region: 1-1353 (450 amino acids)
Biological process (GO): carbohydrate metabolic process
Molecular function (GO): hydrolase activity, hydrolyzing O-glycosyl compounds
Source: RefSeq, a predicted model, not a curated record